This is a messenger RNA of Liolophura sinensis, 2615 nucleotides long. RefSeq lists its product as uncharacterized. The transcript has 4 exons. Bases 636 to 1820 code for a protein of 394 amino acids. The record is from RefSeq and is a predicted model, not a curated record. NCBI's taxonomy places the organism in Eukaryota, Metazoa, Mollusca, Polyplacophora, Chitonida, Chitonidae.
UGAGAUUCCCCACUGGAUUAUGCAACAUCACAUUGUAUCCUGGUGAUUUGAUAGGAGUUUAAGAAUAUUUCACCAAUAAGAAAAAAAGCCUUACAGUGGGAGGAAAUGGGACAGAGUCCUGGCUACACCCACAACCAUCCACAGGCUGCUGCCAGAUCUUCCCUUGUCCCUAUCUUGGUGAUACACCAUAAGAAGUUAUAUAAGGUUGUAUAUGGCUUGUCUCCGACACGUGGAGGCCACAACAAUUACAAGGAGGAGGAAACAACUGUUAUAACGUAGAAGAAAUAACAGUCAUAACGUAGUUAUCAAUCAGCUAUAACGUGGAGACAACAACAGUCAAAAAGUGGAGACAACAACAGUUAUAACUUGGAGACAACAACAGUUAUAACGUGGAGACAAGACCAGUCAAAACGUGGAGACAAUCACAAUUAUAACGCUGAAACAACAACACUUAUAACGCAGAGGCAACAAGUUAUAACGUGGAGGCAAAUACAAUUAUAUCAUGGAGGCAACAACGGCUGUAACGUGGAGGUAAAAACAGUAGCAACCUGGUUACAACAACAACAACGUGGGCGGUAACAUCAUUUACAACGAAAGAUUUAUAGACAUAAUCAUAAAGGGGUUCAACCUUUGAAAUGUAUUUCAAAGUUUCAAGCAACAUGAUCGUUUAUUAUUUGUUUGGUUUAGCUCUUUUAUUAGCCACGUUUAGCGUCGACGUCAGCUUUAGUCAAACCGAGUCUGAUGACGAAUCUUACCAUCUGAUCAGUGUCGACUACACGAAGUUCUCAGAGCAGGUGCUCCACAGCAACGACUCGUGGAUCCUGAUCUUUUAUCGUGGUCAAGUCGAUCAGAAGUGGAAAGAGCUGGCUAAAUCGGCGCGUGGAUUGACUUGGCUAGGUACUGUGGAUGUGAAGUCGCAGUCCAAACUACUCCAAGAAUUGGGUUUGGAUGCGGCCAAUGUUCCAAAGGCACGAGUUUACCCUUUUGGUGGAUACAGUCAGAAACUUUCAGAAUGGCAGGACGUUCAUGACUGGAAGGAAGCGGAGAGGUUCGCCCUCAAAUCCAUCCCUGCCGACAUCCCUGUACUGUCGUCUUCAACCAUUGACCGGUUUAUUAAGGACAGCCAUUAUUCCUCAUCCACACCCAGAUUUCCAGCCGUAUAUCUCACAGACUCAACGGAAGUUUCUCCUGUACUACGAGCCAUUAAGGAAAGGUUUAGACGGUACUUCAGUCUAAGCAGGCUGCUCUCGCCGACAACAAACGAGUUAAGGAAACUGGGGCUGGAAGAGAAAAAACCUGUUACAUUGCCUUCAUUAAUUGUCGUUAUCAAGCAGAGAGAGAAAAAUGCGCCGGCGCCGUCCAAGACAAAACCCCAGAGGCCCACCUCUAAACCUAGCAAGGCGGAGAAAAGUACCGAGGAUCAUCAGCCUAGAUUAGUGACUCAGGCGGUGCAAUAUGACGCGAACAACUUCGGCGAGUUGUCUUAUUCCGGUGUGAUGCGCUUUUUCUUCAGCGUGAACCACCAGUUCCGUUACACGUUACCGGAAGGAAGUGACAAAGACACGAAAACGCAGGCUAUGAUGGCGGACGUCAUGGACAUCGAGCAAGAAAGAUUUGACGAGUUCUUCAACAGGAAACAUAUUUCCAAAUCGCAGAAAGCUGAGAGGAAUUCUGGCACAGACAAACCAAAAGCGGGGAAAUCUAAGCCGGAGAAUCCGGAUAAAAAGGAUCCCGGUGGAAAAUGUCCGUUUGGAUUUGAUAAACUGUCCGGGGAUUUCGCAAAACCAAACCGACAUCAGAUGAAGAAAGAAGAACUAUAAAGAACUAUAGACAUAUGCAUACAGCUCCAAUGACACAAUCACGCAAAUUCUACCGAUUUAUAGGCCUGCGUUCCGGAACUGUGAAAAAUUCAUAGGUAUUCACUAAACGCAAAUAUAGCAUAAUUUGACAUUCUUGUUGGGCCAUUUGUUCAAAAGUGCAUGUAUUAAAAGUUAAGUGCGACAUGUAUUUUAAUGUCUAUUUUGAGACAAUUCUAUAACAUAAAACUAUUGGGCAUAUAGCCCAGAAUAAAGUUAAUAUCGGGCUUGUCUACUAAUGCACCACUGAGCAACUGAACACAAGGGUCAUAAAUAAAGUAUGACGUGUAAUAUUAAGUCGAAAAUCGCCUUUUGGAGGAAUCGGACCGAGAGAUUGCCUUCCACAACUUGUCCAUGACAACUCAAAAUAAUUCAAAGUAGUAUAAUAUUAUUUGGUUUAGACGUUUCCAGAAGUUCGAAUUGUGUAAAAUCUUUGUCACUGACACUAAAACACUCAAAGAAUUGAGGGUGUAUUAUAAAUGUGGCCUUAACUUGAAACUGCGUUGUUUUGUUGAACUGCGGCUUUAAAUGGACAGACAUUCUUAUUUUUUGUGAAAUGUGAUUUUUUACAAGGAGAUAAAUUUAUGAACACAUAAGACAGUAGGUAUUAUUAUGAGACAAAAUCGUCACUGUUCUAAUUUCUUUUACAUUAAAGCAGCAACGAAUUCUAAUGCAUUUGACAGUUGUGAAGGAUUAAAUAGACAAAUGGUCAGUCUAUUGAAUAUGGUGCAUUAAAUUUAUUUCAGAUUUUUACUUUAU